Molecule: messenger RNA, 4526 nt
Organism: Ceratotherium simum simum (southern white rhinoceros)
Lineage: Eukaryota; Metazoa; Chordata; Mammalia; Perissodactyla; Rhinocerotidae
Source: RefSeq, a predicted model, not a curated record
CGCCCGGGAGCUUUCCCCGGUCCCCGGCGCCGCCUCCUUCCCUCCCGGCUCCCCGCUCCCGCGGCCGCCGCCGCCCCAGGGAAGGAGAGACGGGGGUGGGGUUUGGGGGAAGCGAGAGAGGAGGGAGAGACCCUGGCUGGGCUGGAGCCCGGAUUCGAGGGGAGGAGGAACGGGAGGAGGGGAAAGGUGGAGGAGAAAGGAAGGGGGAGCGGGGAGGAGCGGCCGGGCCUGGGGCCUUGAGGCCCGGGAGAGCCGGGGAGCUGGGCCGGCGCGCCGAGAUGCUGCUGUUGCUGCUGCUGCUGCUGCUGGCGCCGCUCUUCCUCCGCCCCCCGGGCGCGGGCGGGGCGCAGACCCCCAACGCCACCUCAGAAGGUUGCCAGAUCAUACACCCGCCCUGGGAAGGGGGCAUCAGGUACAGGGGCCUGACUCGAGACCAGGUGAAGGCUAUCAACUUCCUGCCAGUGGACUAUGAGAUUGAGUAUGUGUGCCGGGGUGAGCGCGAAGUGGUGGGGCCCAAGGUCCGAAAGUGCCUCGCUAAUGGCUCCUGGACAGAUAUGGACACACCCAGCCGCUGUGUCCGAAUCUGCUCCAAGUCUUAUUUGACCCUGGAAAAUGGGAAGGUUUUCCUGACGGGUGGGGACCUCCCAGCUCUGGACGGAGCCCGGGUGGAUUUCCGGUGUGACCCCGACUUCCAUCUGGUGGGCAGCUCCCGGAGCAUCUGUAGUCAGGGCCAGUGGAGCACCCCCAAGCCCCACUGCCAGGUGAAUCGAACGCCACACUCAGAACGGCGCGCAGUGUACAUCGGGGCGCUGUUUCCCAUGAGCGGGGGCUGGCCAGGGGGCCAGGCCUGCCAGCCCGCGGUGGAGAUGGCGCUGGAGGACGUGAAUAGCCGCAGGGACAUCCUGCCGGACUAUGAACUCAAGCUCAUCCACCACGACAGCAAGUGUGACCCAGGCCAAGCCACCAAGUACCUGUAUGAGCUGCUCUACAAUGACCCCAUCAAGAUCAUCCUCAUGCCUGGCUGCAGCUCCGUCUCCACGCUUGUGGCUGAGGCUGCCAGGAUGUGGAACCUCAUUGUGCUUUCCUAUGGCUCCAGCUCACCGGCCCUGUCAAACCGGCAGCGAUUUCCUACAUUCUUUCGGACCCAUCCUUCAGCCACACUCCACAAUCCUACCCGUGUGAAACUCUUUGAAAAGUGGGGCUGGAAGAAGAUCGCCACCAUCCAGCAGACCACUGAGGUCUUCACUUCGACUCUGGACGACCUAGAGGAACGAGUGAAGGAGGCUGGAAUCGAGAUUACUUUCCGUCAGAGUUUCUUCUCAGAUCCAGCAGUGCCUGUCAAAAACCUUAAGCGCCAGGACGCCCGAAUCAUCGUGGGACUUUUCUAUGAGACUGAAGCCCGGAAAGUUUUCUGUGAGGUGUACAAGGAGCGGCUCUUCGGGAAGAAGUAUGUCUGGUUCCUCAUUGGGUGGUAUGCCGACAAUUGGUUUAAGAUCUAUGACCCGUCCAUCAACUGCACAGUGGACGAGAUGACCGAGGCGGUGGAGGGCCACAUCACCACUGAGAUUGUUAUGCUGAACCCUGCCAACACCCGCAGCAUUUCUAACAUGACAUCCCAGGAGUUUGUGGAGAAGCUGACCAAGCGACUAAAAAGACACCCUGAGGAGACAGGUGGCUUCCAGGAGGCACCCCUGGCCUAUGAUGCCAUCUGGGCCUUGGCAUUGGCCCUGAACAAGACAUCUGGAGGGGGCAGCCGUUCGGGUGUGCGCCUGGAAGACUUCAACUACAACAACCAGACCAUUACUGACCAAAUCUACCGGGCAAUGAACUCCUCAUCCUUUGAGGGUGUCUCCGGCCAUGUGGUGUUUGAUGCCAGCGGCUCUCGGAUGGCAUGGACACUGAUCGAGCAGCUACAGGAUCUUCUUUGUAACCAGGACAAGAGAAAUGGACUUCAGCCAUGGUUAAAGGGGUGUGGCAGCUACAAGAAGAUUGGCUACUAUGACAGCACCAAGGAUGAUCUCUCCUGGUCCAAAACAGAUAAGUGGAUUGGAGGGUCCCCCCCAGCUGACCAGACCCUGGUCAUCAAGACGUUCCGCUUCCUGUCACAGAAACUCUUUAUCUCCGUCUCGGUUCUCUCCAGCCUGGGCAUUGUCCUAGCUGUUGUCUGUCUGUCCUUUAACAUCUACAACUCCCAUGUCCGUUACAUCCAGAACUCACAGCCCAACCUGAAUAACCUGACUGCUGUGGGCUGCUCGCUGGCGUUAGCUGCCGUCUUCCCCCUGGGGCUGGAUGGGUACCACAUCGGGAGAAACCAGUUCCCCUUCGUCUGCCAGGCCCGCCUCUGGCUCCUGGGUCUGGGCUUUAGUCUGGGCUACGGCUCCAUGUUCACCAAGAUCUGGUGGGUCCACACGGUCUUCACAAAGAAGGAGGAAAAGAAGGAGUGGAGGAAGACCCUGGAGCCCUGGAAGCUGUAUGCCACAGUGGGCCUGCUGGUGGGCAUGGAUGUCCUCACUCUUGCCAUCUGGCAGAUUGUGGACCCCUUGCACCGGACCAUUGAGACUUUUGCCAAGGAGGAACCGAAGGAAGAUAUUGACGUGUCGAUUCUGCCCCAGCUGGAGCACUGCAGCUCCAGGAAGAUGAACACGUGGCUUGGCAUUUUCUAUGGUUACAAGGGGCUGCUGCUGCUACUGGGUAUCUUUCUUGCUUAUGAGACCAAGAGUGUGUCCACUGAGAAGAUCAAUGACCACCGGGCUGUGGGCAUGGCCAUCUACAAUGUGGCGGUCCUGUGCCUCAUCACUGCACCCGUCACCAUGAUCCUGUCCAGCCAGCAGGAUGCGGCCUUUGCCUUUGCCUCUCUUGCUAUAGUUUUCUCCUCCUAUAUCACUCUGGUUGUGCUGUUUGUGCCCAAGAUGCGCAGGCUGAUCACCCGAGGCGAAUGGCAGUCAGAGGCACAGGACACCAUGAAGACAGGGUCAUCUACCAACAACAACGAGGAGGAGAAAUCCCGGCUGUUGGAGAAGGAGAACCGCGAACUGGAGAAGAUCAUUGCUGAGAAAGAGGAGCGUGUCUCUGAACUGCGCCAUCAGCUCCAGUCUCGGCAGCAGCUCCGCUCGCGGCGCCACCCUCCGACACCCCCAGACCCCUCCGGGGGCCUGCCCAGGGGGCCUGCUGAGCCCCCCGACCGGCUUAGCUGUGAUGGGAGUCGAGUCCAUUUGCUUUACAAGUGAGGGGGUGUGAGGGAGGACAGGCAAGGAGGGGAAGGGAAGGGAAGGAGGGGAAGGGGGAGCUUGGGAGGAAGCAGGGGAUCCCUAUCCCGAGAUGGGAAGAACAUGCUACCCUAUCCCAUCUCUUGUAAAUACGGGCCCCCCCUGUGAGUCUGGGGUUAUCUGGGUCUCUGAUACUCUGGAAACCAGACCCUUUUCUCUCUUAUUUGUUCAUACAAUUUUAUAUCACUACUUCAUACUCUAGUUUGUACCUCGCUUGAAGCUUCUCACUCACUGGCUCCUCAGCAGCCUCACCACAUACACCUUUCCCUUCUCUACAACACCCUCUGUCUUGUUGCCAUGGCAACCCUGCAGCUCCCUUGCUUUUGUGCUCUACUCCCAUCCAGCAGGGGUCUCCCCACAGUGCCCUUUCCGCCCCAACAGGGGCCUCUCCAUUUCUCUCACCAUGGUAAUCUCCUUCCAUCCACAAAUUUUGCCCCUUCUGAAUUUUGCUUCUUCGGGGCACUCAUUCUUGCCAAGGCUCACAUGCUCCUUGCCUCUGCUCUGUGUGUGCUCAUGCUGCCCAACACAUAUGUAUCUUCCCCUCCCCUCUUUGUUCCAACUGGACAUGCUCAUGUGCACGCAUGCUUCUCACAUGUGCUUUCUUCCCCCUUCCUGUGGUCACAUGUGCUCCUCUGUAUUCCCUUCACUCAUAGCUAUGCGUGCCCUUCUUGUGGUCAUGGGUGUGCCCUUCUGAGUGUGUGGGUAGGCGUGUGCCAUUUGUCUGGCAUGCUGAGUUGUGUCUUCCUUACUUGCAUACAUCCACAUUUACCCACACAUUUUCCCUGUGUGUACUCAUGGCACCUUGUGUAUCCUUGCCCUUUGCACCUUAAAAUCGUUGUAUUCUUCCAACAGAGUAUGCACCCACCCUACACAUUGUUAUGCACUUUCCCCCAAUUCAUGUUAGUGGGGCCAUCCACACCCUCUCCUCAUCACACUCGGUUUCUGCUCAAACUUGCCCCCGUCUCCUUUGCGCUCAUGUACCACCCUCAGUCCACACUCACAAUCUUCCUCUCCCAAAAUUGCUCCCUUUGGCUUUGUGUUUAUCUGGGAGGAUGAUUAAGGGAGAAGAAAUGGGAGCAGGUUUGGAGAGCUGCUUCCAGUGGAUAGUUGGUGAGAAUCCUGACCAAAGGAAGGCACCCCUCAUUGCUGAGAUGGACAGAUGGACCUAUGGAGCGGGAGGUGGCAUCCCUUUCACACUGUGGUGUCUCUUGGGAAAGGAUCGCCCCAAAUCUCAAUAAAGCAGUGAACAAUGUGACUCAG